Messenger RNA from Equus caballus (horse), 1046 nucleotides. It is a transcript of the gene CENPH, whose product is annotated as centromere protein H. Gene Ontology annotation, molecular function: kinetochore binding. Gene Ontology annotation, cellular component: nucleus; kinetochore. The record is from RefSeq and is a predicted model, not a curated record. Gene Ontology annotation, biological process: chromosome segregation; mitotic spindle organization; kinetochore assembly. Lineage: Eukaryota; Metazoa; Chordata; Mammalia; Perissodactyla; Equidae.
CUGCCACGGCUCCCCCGCCCCUCCGGGUAUCAAUUUAGAGGCGGGAAACGGGUCCGGUUCUGAGGCGGCGUUGGCUGGUCCUCCGCGGUGGCUCUUCGGCCGAGCCAGUAUGGAGAAGCAAUCCGAGGACCCCGCCGCCGCCGAGCCCGCGUCCUCCGGAGAGGAAGGCGGGGAAGGUGGGCCGCCGCAAGUCGCCGGCGCCCAGGCCGCUUGUCCCGAGGACCGCGUGAGCCUGUUGCUCAGGCUGAGAGCACAGACGAAACAACAACUCUUGGAAUAUAAAUCAAUGAUUGAUGCAAAUGAAGAAAAAACUCCAGAACAAAUGAUGCAAGAAAAGCAAAUUGAAGCUAAAAUUGAAGACCAGGAAGCUGAAAUUGAAGAGGUGAAAAUUGCUGUGGAAAUGAAAAAGCUUGCAUUAGACAGGAUGCAACUUUCAACUGCACUGAAAAAAAACCUGGAGAAAACUGACACCAAGACUAGUGUGCUCAUGGAUCACAUGAAACAUGUAUUAAAGCUAAAUAAAUUAAUAAUGAAAUCACAGCAGGAAUCUUGGGAUUUGGAGGAAAAAUUGCUUGAUGUUAGGAAGAAGAGAUUGCAAUUAAAACAAGCUUCAGAAAGUAAGCUUUUAGAAAUACAGACUGAAAAGAACAAACAGAAAGAUGAUUUGGACAGUAUGGAAAAUUCAGACAAGAUAAAAACCAUACAACAAAACCUACAGAUGGAGAUACAGAUUACUACAGUUAUUCAACAUGUGUUCCAGAACCUCAUCUUGGGGAGUAAAGCCAAUUGGGCAGAGGAUUCUGCCUUUAAAGAAACUGUUCUGCAGCUUGAGAAGAAUCUCACCAUGAUCUAAUAAGAAUUCUAUUUUGGCAUUUUUUGUUUCUGUCUUUGAUGUGUCAUUUAAAUAGCAAAUUUCAAGUCAAAUGUUUUUUCACUGUUUUUGGAAUUAUUCUAAUAUUGCUUUCUUUUUUUCGCUUGAGUUAACACUACAACAUGGAAUCUGUUGUUUGAAAUAUGAUAAUUAAAGUGAUUGGCAUACUCUAAAA